Rubroshorea leprosula is the source of this 1624-nucleotide messenger RNA. Lineage: Eukaryota; Viridiplantae; Streptophyta; Magnoliopsida; Malvales; Dipterocarpaceae. The record is from the annotation of a GenBank genome assembly.
AAAGCGCCAACGAAUGUGGAUCUGGUUCUCUCGUUUCUGUUUUGCUCGUAGAUAAAAUUCCAUCUUCUGAUUUUCUGAAACAUAGAAACGAAGGGUCACGAACUUCCCCCCUAUCGCUUCCUCCCUCCUCACUCUCGCUUAGCGAUAAGCUUGGGGUAGAGUGGUCAUGGAUAGGCUCAGUGCUUCUGCUCGUCUUAUGAUAGUGUCUGAUCUUGAUCAUACCAUGGUUGAUCAUCGUGAUGCUGAGAACGUAUCUUUGCUUAGGUUUAAUGCAUUGUGGGAGGCAAAUUAUCGACAUGAUUCUCUGCUGGUUUUCUCCACUGGGAGGUCACCUACACUUUACAAACAGUUGAGAAAAGAAAAACCCAUGUUGACUCCAGAUAUAACCAUAAUGUCUGUGGGAACUGAGAUAACAUAUGGGGACUCAAUGGUGCCAGAUGAUGGUUGGGUUGAAUUUCUGAAUCAGAAAUGGGAUAGGAAUGUAGUCAGGGAGGAAACCAACAAAUUUUCUGAGCUUACUCUUCAGGCAGAAACAGAGCAGAGACCACAUAAGGUCAGCUUUUAUGUUGACAAGAAUAAGGCUCAUGCAGUGACGAAGGAGCUUUCAGAGUGUUUGGGAAAACGUGGGUUGGAUGUUAAAAUAAUCUACAGUGGAGGAAUGGAUUUGGAUAUAUUACCGCAAGGUGCAGGCAAAGGGCAAGCUCUGGCAUAUUUACUCAAGAAGUUUACAUCAGAGGGAAAGCGACCUUCUAACACUCUUGUUUGUGGUGAUUCUGGUAAUGAUGCUGAACUGUUCAGCAUUCCUGAAGUAUUUGGAGUGAUGGUCAGCAAUGCUCAAGAAGAACUAUUGCAAUGGCAUGCUGAAAAUGCUAAAAAUAACCCUAAAAUAAUCCAUGCAACAGAAAGAUGUGCAGCUGGGAUCAUACAAGCUAUUGGUCAUUUUAACCUUGGUCCAAAUACUUCUCCAAGAGAUGUCACUGAUUUUGAGGAAUGUAUUUUGGAAAAUUCUGGUCAUGAAGUAGUGAAAUUUUACCUGUUCUAUGAGAGAUGGAGGCGUGCAGAGAUUGAGAAUUGUGAGACAUAUAUGUCAAGUCUGAAAACUUCUUGCGAUGCAUCUGCUGUAUCAGUCCAUCCAUCUGGUGUUCAGAAAACUCUUCAUGAACGCAUACAUGAAUUGAAAGGGUGGUAUGGAGACAAGCAGGGGAAAAAGUUCAGGGUUUGGGUGGAUCGUGUAUUAUCUACACAGAUUCGUUCAAGUACAUUUCUGGUGAAUUUUAACAAGUGGGAGCAAUGUGGUGAUGAGCGGUACUGUUGUGCAACCACGGUGAAGAUAAAUGCAAAGGAGGGUGAUGCUUCGCAUGGGUUCACCUGGAUGCAUGUACAACAGACGUGGUUGGAAGGAUUAGAAAUGAAAGACCAGUCAGCCUGGUUGUUCUAGAUCAAAAUUAUGCCUCAUCUCUUGGCUUCAGGGAAUUCAGUAUUCUAUUGAAAUAAAUGUAUUAAUGAUUUUAAUCUUUUUUUUUUUCCUUAUAUUUCAAACAACUACAGGAAAUCAGAAAUUAUUCCCUUGGUGGAUGCUUAUAAUCAAAUAAUUAUGUAUUAAUGAUAACAACUCAAACUUGAG